AUUUGAUCUGUUGUUGCCACACGUGGAAGUGAAAUGACUCCAGCAGAACUCUGGUUGCAACGGAUUCCACCAAUUUGACAACUGACUUGAAAAAGAACUCUAUAUUUCUGCCUACCUCAGAUGGGACAUCACCUCUUGCUGUGUGCACUGUAAUAAACGGCAAAGCAAACAGUUUUUUCAUCAUGGAUUGUCAAGAAAAUGAGUACCAGGACCAAUGGGGGCGCUGUGUCACCUGCCAACAAUGUGGCCCUGGACAGGAGCUCUCUAAGGAUUGUGGUUAUGGAGAAGGUGGAGAUGCGUACUGCAUAGCCUGCCCUCCCCGAAAGUAUAAAAGCACUUGGGGACAUCACAGAUGUCAGACAUGCAUCACUUGUGCUGUCAUCAAUCGGGUCCAGAAGGCCAACUGCACAAAUACCUCUAAUGCUAUCUGUGGAGACUGUCUGCCCAGGUUCUACCGGAAGACACGCAUUGGGGGUCUUCAGGAACAAGAAUGCAUCCCAUGUACAAAGCAGACUCCUUCUUCUGAGGUUCAGUGUACCUUCCAGUUGAGCUUAGUGAAGGUAGAUGCACACACUGUUCCCACUAAGGAAGCCACACUUGUUGCACUGGUGGGAAGUCUGCUAGUGGUAUUUGCCCUGGCCAUCCUUGGACUCUUCUUCCUCUAUUGCAAGCAGAUCUUCAACAGACAUUGUCAAUGUGUUGCAGGAGGUUCGUUGCAAUAUGAGGCUGAAAAAGCAGUGGAGGAGGAUUCUCUUUUCCCCGUGCCACCUGACCAGGAGACAAGUCCUGAAUUUCCAAUGAAUGAGAGCAUCUUUGAGAUCAAGCCACUUAACUCCAUCCUAGAUGAUGACUGCAGCUCCACUCGCGGCUUCCCCACCCAGGAGUCCUUUACCAUGGCCUCCUGUGCCUCAGAGAGCCAUUCUCAAUGGGUCCAUACCCCCAUUGAAUGCACAGAGUUGGACCUGCAAAAGUUUUCCAGCUCUGUGCCCUCUACUGGUGCUGAAACCUUGAGAGAGAACACAGCUGAACACUCAGGAGACAGGCUGGAGCUCUAUGUACCUUUUGAAGUUCCCAGCCUUUAACUCUACCAAGGUAGGGCUUAAGGACCUAAAGGUGCAGACUACCCUCACAAAACUUCCAACCUAGGUUCUGUUGUUCCGUAGGGUUUGGAUGGAAGAAUAUCAAGAAACCAGGACUGAUAGAGGUUGGAGAGGCACUAAAGUUUUGAGCUAAGUUUACAUUGGACUUCUAGGACAACAAUGGUCCAGAGACCAGGCAGGUUGACAUGAGGCUAAUUUCUUCAUCCGGACUCUUCUAUCAAUCAGCAGUAUUCAGUUUUCUCCUUUUGUGCGUAUAAGCAGCACAACACUGUAGAGAUAUGCAGCUCCAUAUUCAGAGAAAUACCAGUUCGUGAAUAGAUUUAUACACUUGUGCACAUCAUUUUACUUCUUUUAGACACCGAGCCUUCAGCUCAUAAGUUUUUUGGGAAUGCAUGAAAGCAUAUGCAAGUGUCCUCUAUAGUGUCUGAAUGGUAGGCCCUUUUUUCCGUUCCCUGUGCUCACUCAGUCAAAAAUUAGGAAUUCCUCUUAUAUUGGCUACAUAUCAUUCUGAACUUCAUAACUUCAACUCUCUGUUGUAGGCAAAUAAAUAACAUUUUAAACAAGCAGGAAUUGAGCAUCAGAGGUGAAAAAUGAUUUGCUUAAAAUCACAGAACAACCCAAUCUCAGAAAUAGACUAGAACCCAGGAUUAGCAUUCCCAUUAUAGAUAAUUCAUUCAACACCAUCACUAAAUUUGAAAUAUAUAUGUAUGUAUCUUAACCUAUGUCUCAUAUACAUAUGUGUACGUGUGUAUGUAUACACAUACA
Molecule: messenger RNA, 1865 nt
Organism: Apodemus sylvaticus (European woodmouse)
Lineage: Eukaryota; Metazoa; Chordata; Mammalia; Rodentia; Muridae
Gene: Eda2r
Product: ectodysplasin A2 receptor
Exons: 7
Coding region: 183-1082 (299 amino acids)
Biological process (GO): tumor necrosis factor-mediated signaling pathway; positive regulation of JNK cascade; positive regulation of canonical NF-kappaB signal transduction
Cellular component (GO): plasma membrane
Molecular function (GO): tumor necrosis factor receptor activity; protein binding
Source: RefSeq, a predicted model, not a curated record